Messenger RNA from Protopolystoma xenopodis, 822 nucleotides. The record is from the annotation of a GenBank genome assembly. Lineage: Eukaryota; Metazoa; Platyhelminthes; Monogenea; Polystomatidea; Polystomatidae.
AUUCGCUUCCGAGACGGAGACAAAGCUGGAGAAUCUCGACCUCUACCCACUGCAUUGGAUAUUGACGAUGGACUGAACAGUCGUGUUUCGUAUCGCCUUGAGGUGCCCACUCCUCAUGUCGGCGCUUUUGCCUCGCCAUCUUCACACGCUUUAUCUUCAGGCUUCUCAAAUUCCGCCUCGGCCAGCCUCGAGUUGGGUUCACUUCCGUUUCGUCUGACGCAUCAGCCAGGCGGCGCGGAUGGCCUCCUUCUUCUACAGGCCAUGCAGACGGUGGAUCGCGAGGAAGCGGCCGCCUAUCAUUUCUUGUUGAUUGCAGAAGAUCGCGCCAUACAUGCCGAAGACUCCGACCCCAUAGCAACUGCUACUAGGGCCCAAGCUGCAAUGCCCUCGGAAGGCAGUCUGGCGUCCGGUUCUGGAUCUUCCAGUUCCGAUGAUCUGGGAGCCAUGGCCGCCAUGAAUCUGUUCGACAGAGAGCCGGGAUUCCGACCUCUGCGGGCUGUUCUACCAGUCAGCGUGAUUGUCGAGGAUGUCAAUGACAACCCGCCCCUUUUCGAGCAGGCCAAGUUUGAGACGUCCACGCCGAUUCCUGAGGUAACACCGGUUGGACGUACUGUGCUUCGCUUGAAGGCCUCCGAUCGGGACGCUGGUCAGAACGGAGCCUUUCACUUUGCCUUCAGCCGCGACCAUUCUUGGCGUCGUGAAGAGUUGGCCGAUCGCCAGUUCUUCGAAGUCAAGACGAACGGUGAUAUUGUGAUAAAAAAACCUUUGAAUGUCGACAAGCGCCGAGAUACUCGUCUUGUCAACACAGUGAGUUUGGCCUAA